Molecule: messenger RNA, 1114 nt
Organism: Brassica napus (rape)
Lineage: Eukaryota; Viridiplantae; Streptophyta; Magnoliopsida; Brassicales; Brassicaceae
Product: F-box protein SKIP24-like
Exons: 5
Coding region: 50-838 (262 amino acids)
Molecular function (GO): protein binding
Source: RefSeq, a predicted model, not a curated record
AUUUUAAUCGGUUUGCGCACACCCAGGAGGAGCGGAGCAAGAGAAGAGAAUGUCUGCGGAGGAGAUACCGGACGAGCUAUGGAGGAAGGUACUAGAGAUUGGCGUAAAGUCAUCGACUUUCUCCCACAAAGAUCUCUGCUGCAUCUCCAUCUCCUCUCGCCGUCUCUGCCGACUAUCCUCCGAAGAUUGCCUCUGGAACUUUCUGCUCGCCAUUGAUUUCCCCACCCACACCGACUCUACUUCUUCUUCUUCCUCUUCUGAAUCUCCGACCAAGUUUAUCUACAGGACAAGGUUUGAGAGGGAGAAGGAGAGGAGGUUAGCUGCUCAUAGAAGAUCUCUGCUGAGGAAGGAUAGCGAGAUUUCGGAGUGGGGCAGGAGGAUUCGUGAAUUGGAGACUCGGUUAUCUGAGGAGGCAGAGAGGUUGCAGGCUGCUUCUGUUGAGUUCUCAAAUCUGCAGAGAGUCAGGCAAGCAUCAGUAGCUUUGAACGUUUGGCAGCCAGAGGUUGUUCGCGGCAGACAGAAACAGAUGGUUGAGCAAAACGCUGUUCCUGUGGAGGGACGGUUGCGUGCGCUUGAGAUGGAGAUUAAGUUAUGCAAACAGCAAAUCACCGGCGUGAACAGGGCACGUAGGGAGGUGAAGCAACGAUUUGACAUGGCUAGGAAAGAGCUGGAAUCCAUGAAGUAUCAUCCUUUACGAGAUUAUAAGUCUAUACGUAGUGGAGACCAAGAAAGUAGUGCCAAGAGGAAGAAGUUGAAAACGAGCAUUAACUCAGUUCCGGCUAAAAACCCACCAAGACCCAGUAACAAAAAGAAGCUGUUACAUUCAGAAUCAGAAUGAUGAUUGGCUGAACCAUUCAGCAAGACCCAGAGACAAAAAGAUGCUGUGUGUGACGUGACACUCAGAAUCAGAAUGAUGGUUGGCUGAACCAUUCCACAGAGAGACAGAUAGAGAACGCUGUGAGUUGUUGUUGUAUUAUUACCAUUUGUUGUUUCUUUUCCAAUUUGAAGUUUUAGGAAGAACGUUGAAAUCUUGUUACAGAAGUGAAUGUUGUGGUCGAGUCUGUAACUUUGGUUGAUCCAAUAUCAUGAAUAAAAUUUAUUUGUUGAAAAUGAA